Hevea brasiliensis (rubber tree) is the source of this 2211-nucleotide messenger RNA. RefSeq names its product L-type lectin-domain containing receptor kinase IX.1-like. The transcript has a single exon. The record is from RefSeq and is a predicted model, not a curated record. The coding region runs from base 1 to 1953 and encodes 650 amino acids. Gene Ontology annotation, molecular function: protein kinase activity; carbohydrate binding; ATP binding. Gene Ontology annotation, cellular component: plasma membrane. Lineage: Eukaryota; Viridiplantae; Streptophyta; Magnoliopsida; Malpighiales; Euphorbiaceae. Gene Ontology annotation, biological process: protein phosphorylation.
AUGGCCAUCUUCUUUGAUUCCCUUAAAAUAGCUUUGCUGUUUACCUUUCUUUUACUUCUUGAUCCGGCUGGUUGCAUUAAUUUCAAAAUAAAUCGCUUUGAUAAUGAUGCAACCAACAUAUUGUAUCAGGGUGAUGCAGUGCCUUCUGUUGGUGCUGUUGAAUUAAUUAACAAGCUUACUUAUUUAUGUCGGGUGGGUUGGGUCACCUAUGCAGAAAGUCUGCAGCUUUGGGACUACCAAACAGGGAAGCUUUCUGAUUUCUCAACCCAUUUUUCCUUCAUUAUUGAUACCCAAGGUCGCUCGUCUUAUGGCCAUGGGCUUGUAUUCUUUCUUGCUCCUGUAGGAUUUCAAAUUCCUCCAAAUUCUGCUGGGGGGUUCUUAGGCCUAUUUAACACUUCAACUAGUGACUCUUCUCAGAAUAAAAUUGUUACUGUGGAGUUUGAUUCCUUUCCAAAUCCAGAAUGGGAUCCUCCAGUUGAGCAUGUCGGAAUCAACAAUAAUUCUAUUGCUUCUGCUGUAUUCACUCCUUGGAAUGCUAGCUUUCACAGUGGAGAUACUGCUGAUGCAUGGAUUGCCUACAAUGCUACAACUAAGAAUUUAAGUGUGUUUUGGACUUAUCAAACCACCUCAAAUCCGCUAGAGAAUUCUACUCUAUCUUACACAAUUGAUCUCACGAAGGUUUUGCCAGAGCAGGUCACUAUUGGCUUUUCUGCUGCAACAGGUCAAAAUGGAGAACGACAUACGCUUCAAUCUUGGGAGUUCAGUUCAAGUUUGGAUAUAAAAGGAAAACAUGGAAACGGAUCAAAGAAGACAAAAAUAAUAGUUGGUGUAUCAGUCUCAGGAUGUCUUCUGAUAGCUGGGGUUAUCCUAGCCCUGUUGAUUUCACGGGGGAGAAAGCGAAUAAUGAGAAGGAGAAAAGCAGAGGCAACAGGCAUAGCUUCCAUUAAUGAAGACCUUGAAAGAGGAGCAGGACCAAGAAGGUUUUCUUAUGAGGACCUUGUUUCAGCCACCAACAACUUCUCUGACGACAGAAAGCUGGGCCAAGGAGGCUUUGGUGCUGUUUACAAGGGGUACCUGAAUGAUAUAGACAUGGCAAUUGCUGUGAAGAAAUUUUCAAGAGGCUCUAAACAAGGCAGAAAAGAGUACAUUACAGAGGUGAAAACCAUUAGCCAACUGAGACACCGGAAUCUGGUGCAGCUUAUUGGUUGGAGUCAUGAUAGAGGUGAGUUUCUACUGGUUUACGAGUUCAUGCCAAAUGGUAGCCUUGAUUUUCACCUGUUUGGCAAGAGGAGUCAUCUGACAUGGGCAGUGAGGUACAAAAUAUCACUUGGCUUGGCCUCAGCAUUGCUCUAUCUUCACGAAGAGUGGGAGCAAUGUGUGGUGCACCGAGACGUUAAAUCAAGCAAUGUAAUGCUAGACUCUAGUUUCAAUGUCAAGCUUGGAGACUUUGGGUUAGCUCGGCUUAUGGAUCAUGAACUUGGUCCCCAGACAACAGGGUUGGCGGGAACUCUGGGGUAUUUGGCUCCGGAAUACAUAAGCACUGGAAGGGCUAGUAAAUACUCUGAUGUAUACAGCUUUGGUGUGGUUGCGCUAGAAAUUGCGAGUGGUAGGAAGGCAACUGACUGCAUUCAACAGAAAUCAGGAGUAAGUUUGGUAGAAUGGAUUUGGGAUCUAUAUGGAUGUGGAAAGCUUCAUUUGGGCAUUGACAAGAAGAUCCUUAUAGAUUUUAACGAGAAAGAAGUAGAAUGUUUGAUGAUUGUUGGAUUAUGGUGUGCCCAUCCUGAUUGCAACGCCAGGCCAUCAAUAAGACAAGCAAUUCAAGUGUUAAAUUUUGAGGCUGCGAUCCCUAAUCUGCCUGCUAAAAUGCCUAUUCCUACGUUUUGUGUGUCUACACCAUCCAUUACUUCCACUGAAGCUUCUAUCACCAAUUCGAGUCUUGCAGUGGGUCGUUAAUUAACUGCAUAUGUCUUCAAUCAUCUUGGCGUGUGCUGAACAUUAAGACAACAAAUUUGGGAGUUGAAAUCAUUAGUUUGUUCUUUUUUUUCUAUUUUUCAUUAUUAUGUCUGUCUUAUAGUGAUCUAUCACAGUAAUUUGUAUAAUGACAGCUAAUUUUUAUGUUGUCUACUGAUCUUUUUUUGAAAGGAAAGGGGCGAAUAAGAAGAAGUUUGAAAAAUAAAAAUUUAAUGGUGAUGCCAAUUUAAACUAGAAUGG